CGCUCCUCCGUUCGCACCCUGGUUGACCCUUCAUUCACAUCGUAAUCAUGAUACCCUAAGAUCAAGGGGCCGAGUGCCACUAUCCGACUGAAGGGGGGUUUUGUGCAAGUGUCCAGCAGUCGUGGUCGUUCACGGUUAACCAAAAAUGAGACUGGGCAGUCGUGUCGGGAAGGCUGCGAUAUACCUCUCGAACAUCCUGUUGAUCCUUUCUCUUCUCAUAUUUGCAAAGGGUUUCUUUCCUCACAAGGCUUUUCUGCCUGGAAUCGCAACAUGGCCCGAAGGAUCCCUGUCCAGAUCGGCUCCAUUCAAUCGGGUCGUGUUCAUGGUCGUCGAUGCUUUACGGAGCGACUUCGUUUACGGCAAUGCAUCUCAUUUCGCCUUUACGCAAAGCCUGAUCAGGUCUGGCGCCGCUCUACCAUUCACAGGCCAUGCAAGCCCUCCAACCAUCACCAUGCCACGAGUGAAAGCCAUCACCACCGGUACAGUGCCGAGCUUCGUGGACCUUGUCCUCAAUUUUGCCGAGUCCGAUACCACAUCGACCCUUAGGGACCAAGACUCAUGGCUUGCUCAAUUGAAAGCGAAAGAUGGCAAACUUGUCAUGUACGGGGACGAUACUUGGCUGCGGCUCUUUCCCGAGUUCUUCCACCGAGCGGACGGGACCACGAGUUUCUUCGUCUCGGACUACACCGAGGUCGACAACAACGUCACAAGGCACAUUCCUUCAGAGCUUGAAUUGGGCGACUGGUCUGCGAUGACCUUGCAUUUUCUCGGGCUCGACCACAUUGGUCACAAAACUGGCCCGAGAGGGCCAAAUAUGCCCGCCAAACAAGCAGAAAUGGAUAGCAUUGUGCAGCGAAUUUAUACUGCAAUGGAAGAGACUGAGCACCUGAAUUCAUGUUUGUUGGUCCUCCUCGGGGACCACGGGAUGAAUGAGGGCGGAAAUCAUGGCGCAUCCUCUCCAGGCGAAGUUUCCACAGCUCUAACGUUCAUAUCACCAAAGUUCAAGUCUGCUUUUGAAGGCCAGCACAGCCCAGUUCACGAUGCAGUCGACUAUAAGUACUACGACAUCGUAGAGCAGUCUGACAUUGUGCCGACUCUAGCUGCACUGCUAGGAUUUCCAAUACCGCAGAAUAACCUCGGUGUAGUCAUUGCGCGGUUACUCGACCUCUGGACUGUUCAGGAAGAUCAAUACAACCUGGUGUACGAGAAUGCCGUGCAGAUCCACACCAUCGCACAAGCUACCUUUCCAGCUGUUUUCGCUCAUACGCCCUCUGGCUGCUCAACGACUGAAGGAGACGAUGCCGAAAUACUCGCCUGUUUAUGGCAGCGCGUCUCUCAUGCACACAUUCACACCUCAGCUCAUCGAGGCUCAAUCUCGGGUCUCAAGGAGUUCUUGUACAAGGCCCAAGAUCUUCUCAGCGGCACAGCGAGUAACUAUGACCUGACCAGCAUGCAAACAGGCAUCGCUUUAUCCGCACUCGCUCUAGGACUAUGCCUUCCCAGCUUCGCCCGUGCCGUCUUCGACUCCGGGGCUGAUGGCAUCAUACUUGUUCUGACUAUGCUCAUCUACGCGAUCACAAUGUUCGCCAGCAGUUACGUCGAGGAAGAGCACCAAUUUUGGUACUGGAUCUUGAGUGCGUGGCUCAUUGUCCUGUUCUGCAAAGAUGCCCGGUACUCGUCUCAAAGGGCGAUUCACGGGCCCUUGGGCUCGGUGCUUGCAUUCCUCCUUCUCCUCGCGAUCCGCCGCUGGCGCCAGACAGGCCAGAAAUACGCCGGCGAGCCCGAUCUGCUCACCAAUCUCGUCACGCCGAAUCCUUGGAUUCUCUGGGUCCUCGUGGUCCUCACGUACGCCGUCCUUUCGCGCAACCUGAGCGGCCGUGCCGUGAAGUGGAUGGGCGCACGACAGAUGGGCCUCCUCCCCGUCCUGGUCUCGAUGUCCGCAUUCCUGUUCAAGAUUGCUUUCACGGCCGCCGACGCACCGGAGUUGUUACAAUCAUUCCCGAUCCUCAAUCCUCUGGUCGUAUUUGUCUCACGAUAUCCGCUGGUCAGUCUGGCUAGAGUCGUCUUUCUCGGACUGGUACAUUUGCUGGGCUGCGCAAUAUAUUACGAGGCGCCGUGGCAGGGUGCAGAAAAUCUCCGCUCAUUCCUCGGCGCCUUCCAGGACGUGGUCUCGAUCUUCCUUAUCACCCAGACACGAACAGUGUAUGUUCCGCUAUACUUGUUCUUUCAUGUUCAAUUGUAUCUAUUUCGACGCGGACGCCAGCACAGUGUCGGUGAGAUAUCUAUUCUUGCACUCCUCUCGCAGUACGCUUCGUUCUUCACCUUCGGUGGCACAAACUCAAUCGCGACGAUAGAUCUGUCGAACGCGUAUAAUGGUGUGAGUGGGUACAACGUCGCUGCGGUGGGCGCCUUGACGUUUGUGAGUAAUUGGGCAGCGCCGAUCUGGUGGGCAUUUGCGGUUUGUCAGUUGUUCAGCGCUGCGCAGUUGAGCAAAGGACGGUUUAUUUUCAUGAUGACCACGCUGGCGACGUUUGCGUGCUUGCAUACGUUGGCGGUUAUGGUGGCGUGUUUGGUGCUGAGGGAGCACUUGUUUAUCUGGACAGUGUUUUCGCCAAAGUAUCUGUACACUGCAGCUUGGGUGGUCGGACAGCAUACUGUUGUGAACAUGUUGGGUGUGGGUAGUCUGCUGCGGAGGAGAAGUGGCUAGAGUAGGGUUAGAGUUUUGGUUGAAUAUAGUCUUGGUACAUGGACGAAACCAAUGGAUUGUCGAG
Messenger RNA from Exophiala xenobiotica, 2771 nucleotides. RefSeq lists its product as uncharacterized. The coding region runs from base 146 to 2707 and encodes 853 amino acids. The transcript has a single exon. Gene Ontology annotation, cellular component: endoplasmic reticulum membrane. Gene Ontology annotation, biological process: GPI anchor biosynthetic process. The record is from RefSeq and is a predicted model, not a curated record. NCBI's taxonomy places the organism in Eukaryota, Fungi, Ascomycota, Eurotiomycetes, Chaetothyriales, Herpotrichiellaceae.